AUGGGGAAGGCUGUUAUAAAUGCAGCGGAUUCUGCAGGACUCAAUCUUAUCCCAAUGUCAUUUGGCUGUGCCAAAGAGGCUGGAAAAACCACAGAGGUGUGUGGCAAAGAGAUUAAGGUGCACGCAUCUUCAUAUAGAGAAAGCGUUGCGGUGUUGGUCUUUUGUGAACACCCGAAUAUGCUUGUUGCAGUGAACAAUAACACAUCUUUAGAGAAAGUUGUGGCAUUUCUUGUAGCGACGGAGAUUAUGGCAGAGCAAUUUCCAGGAGCCUUCUCUGGGUAUCCUCUAAAGGUGUUCAAUCCUCAUUCUUCUGCAUCUGCUUUCUCCUCUGCUCCUCACUUUGCUUUGUCUUGUAUGGUUCAUUCUUUUGACUAG
Eucalyptus grandis is the source of this 375-nucleotide messenger RNA. Its product is annotated as 4-hydroxy-tetrahydrodipicolinate reductase 1, chloroplastic-like. Bases 1 to 375 code for a protein of 124 amino acids. The record is from RefSeq and is a predicted model, not a curated record. The transcript is spliced from 2 exons. Gene Ontology annotation, cellular component: chloroplast stroma. Gene Ontology annotation, molecular function: 4-hydroxy-tetrahydrodipicolinate reductase activity. Lineage: Eukaryota; Viridiplantae; Streptophyta; Magnoliopsida; Myrtales; Myrtaceae.